AUGUCUCUGCUGGUUUCCGGAGAAGCAGAACCUCCUGCCUUCAAGCCAUUUACCAAAGCUGAACGAAUCCAGCAGCUCAAUGAUAUCGACAAGAGCAUAACCCAACUUCUCCAAUCUGCUGGGCUGGCGCUCAAGACACUCACUUCCGCACAAUCAGCGUCAAGGACAUCCGAGCGUCGCGAAGCCUUUGAAACAGCCUCAAACGCCUAUUUGAGAGCCCUUCGGACUGUCGAUGUAGGGCUAAAGAGACAAAUAUAUGGUUUAGAAGAGGCAGAUAUCAUACCCGCCGAGAAAACCAAAGCCAAGGGGAAACAAACAGAUGAUGGCCCGGCAAUGGGCAGCGCUCGCGCAACUGUACCUACCGAGGCAACUGUUGCCGAGGGCGGAAUGGGGAAGUUGGAUAUUGGCUGGCUGAAUAGUAGGAGCGGGCGAGUGGAGAGAGAUAUGGAAGCUGAACUCUGGGGAAAGGCGAGGGGUUUCGUGGAGGGCUUGGAGGGUUCCCAGAACGGAUUAUCUAACGAUGCCGGAAAAGAGAGGACAGAGGGAGGCGAGGAUGAAUAUAUGGCCAUCUGA
Molecule: messenger RNA, 573 nt
Organism: Venustampulla echinocandica
Lineage: Eukaryota; Fungi; Ascomycota; Leotiomycetes; Helotiales; Pleuroascaceae
Exons: 2
Coding region: 1-573 (190 amino acids)
Biological process (GO): regulation of transcription by RNA polymerase II
Cellular component (GO): mediator complex
Molecular function (GO): transcription coregulator activity
Source: RefSeq, a predicted model, not a curated record